This is a messenger RNA of Babesia microti strain RI, 1908 nucleotides long. Its product is annotated as Ankyrin repeats (3 copies). Bases 1 to 1908 code for a protein of 635 amino acids. Gene Ontology annotation, molecular function: protein binding; palmitoyltransferase activity. The transcript is spliced from 13 exons. The record is from RefSeq and is a predicted model, not a curated record. NCBI's taxonomy places the organism in Eukaryota, Apicomplexa, Aconoidasida, Piroplasmida, Babesiidae.
AUGACCACGCAGGCGAUUAAAAUGCCUGACUUUGGCUUUGACCGCCUGAACACAAAAUUGGAAGAAUCGCUCAUCACGCCAGUCACACAUGUCACGAUUGCAGAGUCGUCCCGAUCCACUCCAAUUCAAACCCUCUCGCCACAACAACUAGAGCGCACACUGUUUAACGCUGCUACAAAUCGUAAUUUAUGUCAAUUUUAUAGCACAAUACAGCCCCUGCUCCUGGCGGGUAACAUAUCCCUGUGCGACGAUAUUAAGGCGUUACACUGGGCCAGUUUUUGUGGCAACGCUGAAAUAGUAAAGAAACUAUUGGAUAUUGGCUGUGAUGUUAAUAAGGUUGAUAGCAUUAAUGGGGAAACGCCUAUUUUUUUCGCCAUAAAAGGCGGAUCUUUUGCCACAAUCCAUUACCUAAUCAACAGAUUCGGCACACCCAUCAUAGUACACAAAAACAAGAGGGGGAUGACCCCCUUUUUGGUGGCUGCAGCCGAGGCUAACCAGGAUGACAUAUCGACUGCUCUAAGGAUACUUGAGCUAUUUUAUCUAUACGGUGUAUCACUGGAGGAACAGGAUGAGAAUGGCAUGACAUGUCUUCUUCAUGCCGCAAGAAGAGGAAGUUUGCAUGUUGUGCAGUGGCUGUUGGCACGGGGGGCCUCCCUGGCCCAUAGGGACUUUCUUGGCAAUGCCGCAAUUCAUUACGCGUGUUUUUCCGGUAAUUUGGAAACCGUGCGUUUUAUAUGUCAAAAGGGGGCACCCAGUUUCAUGGAUUCCAAGUCUAUCGCAAAGACCUCUGAAGAGCAAACUGUUUGGGGUAUAUGCAAGCUCAAACGUAACCUGCUACUAUACCUAUUAAUGAAAAUAUGGAAGUUACAGGGAGUGAUAACGGGACAUAUAUCGUCGCUGAGGUCGCCAUAUCCCUUUUAUUAUUGGGGAAUAACAAUCAUUAACAUGCUACUUUUCAUGAACAUGUAUCAUACACUCGAGAUCAAUUCCGAUUGUAAUAUAUGGUUUUUAUUAUGGGUGUGUUGCCAAAUAUUUUGGGCCUCAACAUUCUUUUCUGACCCUGGUUUUGCAAAGGCCCAAGUUGUACCCACACAAAAGCAAAUAACCUCCAGUUUCUACGAGUCUGAUUGUUAUCAGCCUUCUGUUCACAUGUUUCAUCCGCAAUCUUACAGUGCGCACCUGGAGAAACUCGAAAGGAGACAAAAGUUUAUCAAUUUGGAAAUUUACAAGGUGAAGAUGGACGGAGGAACGAAUGGGUACCACCAGUACCAUGAUUCAUCUGGAGUAUGCCUCGAGGAGGGUAAAAUGUUGUGCAUAGAAAUGCACAGCAUUUACGAUAAAGUAGCACUGGAGCGCCGUGCGAAUUCGCACCCUAAAUAUGUAGAGGCAGUGAUGGAUAUAAAUGGGGACUAUAAAUCCGUAUGUGUAACUUGUAGCAUGAUAAAACCGCGCCGAUCUCAUCAUUGCGGCGAAUGUGGCCAUUGCAUAAUUCGACAGGAUCACCAUUGCGCUUGGGUGGAUAAUUGCAUUGCCAGGGAUAAUCAAAGGUCAUUUUUCCUAUUUGUGUUUACUCUGACGCUAUUGUUUCUGCAGAAUUACAAGGUUAUAUAUUUGUACAUGGUCUCUAGAUGCUAUCUCCUCGAGGGACAGAUGAUUUGGGCUUUUUUCACGUGUAUAUUUGGCGCUUGUUUCAACACAUUUUGGCUGCUAUUCGUACUCUACCUGACCAUACGUACGGCCAGAUCUUCACUAACCAAUGUGACAUUUUAUGAGAUGCUUAAAAAGCCAGAGUACAUCCGCGACAAAUAUGGCGAGUGUAACACUGUGUGCUGGGAUUUUAAGGGGCUCAACCCGAUCAAGGCUUUCCAGAAUUUGGUUUCAUUUUGCUCGAGGGACGAUUCGUUCUAA